Porites lobata is the source of this 2107-nucleotide messenger RNA. NCBI's taxonomy places the organism in Eukaryota, Metazoa, Cnidaria, Anthozoa, Scleractinia, Poritidae. The record is from the annotation of a GenBank genome assembly.
AUGGCGUCCUCUCAAGGAAGAAACAGAGGCCCCGGUCAGCAAUCUACGUUUGCAUUUCGGCUUAUUAAUCCAGAAUUAUUCAUCAAACCCGUGAGUAAACGUUAAAUUUAUAAUUUAAUGUUCUUAGAUAAGAUUUUUUUUGGUUGGGGGUUCAGUUUUUCGGGUCUUUUUCCUCCAAGCAAUUAAGGAAGUGCUCAGCUGAACCACGUCACCUUGAAACAGUUCUCAUUUUUACAGAAGUUUUAAAAUGAGACUCCCCGCCAACAAAACUUAGAUGUUACAAAACUAAAUCGUCUAAAAUUGAUCGUCAUGUUUACUGCUGCAGCUUUAAUGGGACUUCCAAUGCCCAUAAUCCCCGCUGGAAGUCCCUCCACAAGGGAGUUUGGAACAUCUCACGACUUUUUACCCAUUUCUCACUACUUUUGCCAGCUCUAGGUUAAGAAACUGGCAUUUUUUGUCUUUUGGGGGUUGGCAAGUGUGUAUAUAGGUAUACUGGUAUGUGCCACUGUGAAGGGUAUGGUUUUUUACUCUGGGAUAAGGUAAAGAAAUCAGAGAGUUUGGUUCUAGAAUAUGGAAUCAUUUUUCAAGAAACUGAUCACUUGGAUGAAGAUUUUGGUCUAGACUAGGGAAACAAGGAAUAAGCCCACAACUCAGCUUAAUAGCAAAGUAAGUGUUGACAUUGAUCUAGUAAUUAAUGGAAAACAGUGACUCAAGGAUAGGGAGAGAUUUUGGAAGUAAAGUCUAGUAUAGGGUAUCAAAAUUCAGCCAAAUUAGGUCUGGUAUGGGCUAAUGACACUGAGGUCCGAGCGACACAUCCCUAACCAAACUUUCCUAAAGUACCUCCCUUAAGCCCCUUCCCUCUCCUCCCUGUAGAUCAAAACUGAAUGUAAUUUUUUUUUUUUAACAAGACAGACAGAUGUUGUCGAAAAUUUGGGAAUAAGUUAUUUUCAGUUUCUCUCUAACUGUCAAUGAAAAGAAUUUUGAUAUUGUAACCAUCUAAACUUAUUCUAACUUACAUUUGAGUUCCAGUUAGACCUCAUAUUGAAGCUGUAAGUCAAACUCGUAAGUGUAUUUUUGUUGAAAGCCAGACCCAAACUGUGGUUCAUUUUCUCACUACGGGUCAAACCAGCUUGAAUUUAUGCAAUCUGGUUUCACUAUCAAAUUAAGUCUUUUAACUGAAACCAUGAUUUCACUUUUCAUAUUGCUGUUUUCUAACGCAACUCAAUAUUGUACAUUGUAGAACAAAGUGGUAAUGAUCAGUGGUACGGUGGCUAUUGUUGGCUGUGUUCUCUUUCUUGGGUACAUGAAUUUAACUGGAGGAAAAAAACAUACCGUGUCUGUGUCUGUGCAGAAUGGAAAGCCUGUGAAAAGCAAAUGGGACUGAUGUACCUGAUGGAUAAUAGACGUUAAGCUAUCCAAUUAUUUCAAGAGCAAAAGGAUACAAAUCCUGUGCCUGGAACUGUUACUCGUAGGUUCAAGAAAGCAGAUGCUGGCGUUAGCCUCUUGUCCUCCCAGCUUACAUUUUAUGGUUGAUAAAUACCUGUAAAAAGGCAAAAUAACUGUUUCUGGAUGGAAGUAGCAAGGAAAAUAUUUCAAAAGAAAAGCCCUUCUUCAUACCAUAAUAAUUAAUAAUGCCAAAAUAUUAUUUCAAGGGAACAUGAAGGAAAGCUUGUUUCAGUUUUGUAUUAAUAAUAAAGGCAACUAAGUUCAUAACCUUAUUAAAAAGUUGCCAUGUACAGUGUUUAUUUAGAUUUCUAACAGAGCCAUGUAUGGUUUAUACAUAAUUCACACUUAGAUCAUCUCUACUACUGUCUGGAUAAGCAGGCGCCCAUUGCUUGAAGAAAUGAAUCCACCACUGCUGCCUUUGCCUUGGCUUGACCCCGGGGGGGGGGGGGAGGCACUCCACAAAGUUUUAUACGGGGAAGCUCUGCCCUGGGGCUUCAGUGGUUACUUUGCCUUGUCCAACCCUUUAGCCUUUUAUAUACCAUUUUUGAGAGGAGAGUGCCCCUUUUGUACACGUUCUGUUGACAAAUGGUACCUCUUUUACAUACUAGUUAAGACUUUUACAUCCCUUUUAGCUACUGUAAAGGCACUGUAUUAAAAAUAU